Messenger RNA from Prorocentrum cordatum, 1218 nucleotides. NCBI's taxonomy places the organism in Eukaryota, Dinophyceae, Prorocentrales, Prorocentraceae. The record is from the annotation of a GenBank genome assembly.
CCGCUCGCUGCGGGCGUGACGCCCCGCCCGACGAAGGACGAGAAUGGCGUGGUCUUGGGCGCGCCGCCGCAGCUACGCCCGCAGCCGCUCCACUCGCCAGCCCCCUUGCAGGGGCUCGCCCCGCCGCGCGACGUCAGCGUUGGCGGUGCGCCGUUCGCGCCGCCGCCACGCGACGCGGCGGCAGCGAUUGCGGAGAAGGGCGCGAGGGAGAUGGCCUUGGCACUCGCCCUUGCUUCCCCCGCUGGCGCACCGCCGCCGUUCAGCGGGCCGCCGAAAGCGCCCGCGCCAGCCGCUCCAGUUCCGGGGGGGGUACCGUACGCCAGUGUGCCCGCGGGCCCAACCGUGCCGUUCGUGCCACCGCAGCCCCGGCCGCACGCCGCGGGCGUGCCGCCCAACCCAGCGAAGGACGCGGGUAGCAUGGACGCACGGGCUAUGCCUCCUGCGUCGUGGGAGGGGCCGCGCGGGGCCGUGCAGGACCCGCCGGCCGCGGCCGCGGCAGCGGUGGCUUGGCCGGGCGGGCCGGGGAAGAGCCUCCCUGGGGCCGCGGGCGGGCCGGGGGCGGCGAUGGCCGCAGCGCCCGGUGCCUUCCGGUGUGCUUGCGGUCUAGACCUCGCGGCAUGCGGGGCGUGCGGCCGCGGCUGGGCGCAGGUGCAGGCAGCGACGAAAGCCGAGGAGGAGGAGGAGGACGUGGUGGCGAACCUGGUGUCCGGCCUCCGCAAUGUGGCCGACGCGAUUGACCACGUAGGCAUGUCACCGGCGGCGGCGGUGGAGGAGGUCCUCAAGCUUCACGUGUCGUUCGAGCGGCCUGGGGCGGACCCCAUGGACGUGGCGCGGCGCAUUCAAGCAUUUCAUGGGGCAGCGGGGCCGCAGGUCCCAGUGCAGGUCUUGGUGGAGGCGGAGAACCGGGUGUGGAAGAAGCCCCCAGGCACGAUGUCCUGGUGGGCGGAGAAGGGCGGUGACGCUCGCACGAACGUGCACCGCCUCCGGGUGCCCGCGCGCCCGUCUUACGGCAGGCCCUCGGGGGUGUCGAUCCAGUGCAAUGCAGCCUCGCGUACCGUGGUGGCAGUGGGGGUCAAGCAAAACUUCUUGGACUUCCUCGUCCAGUGGGUGGGGGCCUUCGGCCCGGUGGCGGGCGUGACCGCCGGCCAGCAGAACGCGGCCCCGACGUCAGUCAUGCAAUGCCUGCAGGCCGCCGCGGCACCGGGCGCCGCGUGGUAG